AUGGGUGACCACAUUUCAUUGGACGAGCAUCAUUUUCCAACUACUUCCCGGCCUUCGGAAAACGAAUCCGCACCAGCCCCGAAACGGCGGAAACUCCGCAAGGGGACCCAGUCAUGUUGGGAGUGCAAGCGGCGGAAAGCAAAGUGCAUCUACUCUGAUCACCUUGGCGUCUGUGAAUCUUGCAAGAGACGUGGAACAGACUGCGUUAGCCAGGAUGUGCAAGAAGCCCCGCCUCCGCUGGGGAGUAACAAGCAUGUCGUUGAUCGUCUUGGAGAAGUCGAGGCCUUGGUGCAGCAUUUGAUCAAGGCUUCACAAACUGAGACACAUUCACAAGAGAGGCUUGUAUCUCCUGAGAGCUUGGGGUCAAGAAGGCGAAGCCACGAUGGCGACCAUUAUUCCAAUUCACCUACCGUAGCUCACACAGAUAUCGAUCCUGGCAGCGAAGACUUACCUACAAAUAUCAUUCCAAGUACUACACUAGAGCUAGAAGGAUCACCGUCACUUCCAUCAGAGGAUGAAUUUGGUGAUCUAUACAAUGAGCUUAUGGCUGCCUGGCCUAACCCAAACGAUAUGAAAGUCAUCCUAAGCCUUCCAGUUGAGCCCUCACAAAUCAUUCGCGCGCUCACUUGCGCACCGCCGAAGGAUCGAAAUUCCGGUCUUCCGUCUCCUACCAACCUUCUUCGAUUACCACCACGCGGAUCACAUCCUGUCCUCGUGGCGCGAAAGAUGCUUGUCCUAGCCACGUAUCUCCAAGGAGUGCCGAUAGCAUCAGAAAGAUAUCUUGACAAGCUCAGCCUAAACUACGAGACGAUAAUGGCUCGAUUGGCCAAAGUCGCGCAUGACAAGGUCACGUGUAACGAUGAUCUUGUCUCCUCCCUCGAAGGCAUAGAGUGCAUAAUGCUCCAAGGCCUGUACGCAAACUACAAAGGAGAUCUCCGGCGUUCUUGGCUUGCGGCUCGCCGGGCGGUCAUGAUCGCUCAAAUGAUGGGUCUCGACAAAGGAGUAGUUCCAUUUUCCUUCCGGGAUGUUGCCGUCGAUGUCAAUGAUUUAUGGUUCCGUCUCAUCAACUUUGACAGAUAUCUAUGUCUGAUGCUUGGUCUUCCCCAAAGUUCACCUGAUGAGCCACUUCCUCAUGUGGAAGAACUCGAAUCAUAUCCGUCCAACCGGAAGUUGCAGAAUCUUUGUUCGAUUGCCUGUGGGAAGCUUUUGAACCGGAAACCAUCAGAGAUCUACGAUCAGAACAUCACUGAAGAGGUUGACAAAAUUCUUCGAGAUGCUUGCACUUCAAUGCCGGCGCAAUGGUGGGUCAUGCCUACUCUUGCGUCGCACUUGGAAUUACCUGACAGAAUCCGCGAAACCUUGAGAUUUAACGAUCAUUUUAUGCAGUAUCAUCUUUUACUCCAAUUACAUAUGCCAUAUUUAUUGAAAGAAGGUGGUAAAGAGAAUUGCGGUUAUCACAAGCUCACUGCAAUAACAGCAAGUCGAGAGAUCUUGACGCGUUUUGUCUCGGUCCGAUCGAUGCCUCAAACAAAGACGCAUUGUCGUGGAACCGACCUCAUCGCUUUCAUGGCAUCUACGGCAUUGACGCUUGGCCAUAUCCUUUGCGAUCAUCGUCAUAAAAGAAUCGAAGAUAAUGGAUACCAUUUCAUUGUCCAGCAGCGAUUGAGUGAUCGAGGUCUGCUGGAACAGGUGCUUUCUAUAGCAGAAAACAAUAUGCAAAGUCCUGAUGACGAUAUUUCCAAACGGCUAGCGACACUUCUUCACUAUCUUCUUGCUAUGGAGGAUAACGUAACUGCUGGUGUGCGGUACAGUGUAUCGUUCGCGGAAGAUGCCAUGAAAGAUGGGAGCUUAGGCCAUCAUGUUAAAGCCAAUAACGAUGGAACCGAGCUAGAGAUCCAUCUUCCUAACUACCCGCUGAUCAAGAUAUUGCGUCGGGAUCCAGAAGGAAAGGAAGCUUUGCCGACUGUGAUGGAAUUGCCUUGGGGCAAUAUACCGGUUGAUAAUAGAGGAGGCGGAAGAGCGAAUGUUGGGAUAGCAGGUUCCUAUUCGGGCGUUGGCAUUACUGAACCAUUGUCGUCGACGGAAGCUGAGAGUUCUAGAGGAGACCCAGCCAUAGAUGCAGAACUCCCGCAAAUUAUGCCAGGAGGUUCAGUUCCAGAUACAUGGACGUUGGAAGGGAUUGACAUGAGCUUUUUGGAUGCUUUCACGGAUGGGCCAGCUAUUAUUUGA
Molecule: messenger RNA, 2229 nt
Organism: Fusarium venenatum
Lineage: Eukaryota; Fungi; Ascomycota; Sordariomycetes; Hypocreales; Nectriaceae
Biological process (GO): regulation of DNA-templated transcription; DNA-templated transcription
Molecular function (GO): DNA binding; zinc ion binding; DNA-binding transcription factor activity, RNA polymerase II-specific
Source: RefSeq, a predicted model, not a curated record